AUGGCGGGGCCUGAAGAUGACGAGGAUCAUGAGAAUUCAGAGGUAGAGAGAAUUGAAAUUGAGGAAGAGGUUCUAGCUGAUGAAGGAGAACCGUUCAUUGGUGUCAUGGGAAAACUGCUCUUGGCACCAUACAGUGGGUGUACGGAGAACAUUGUAUCCAAGGCGGUUGUUCAUGGGCUCCAAUUGAAGACCACCAAACUCACGCAGCCAUACAAAAUCAGUUGGGUCAAGAAGGGAUUUGAGAUCCUCGUUACCGACUUCUGCCGUGUGCAAUUCUCGAUUGGCAAGCAUUACUCAUGUGAAGCCCUAUGCGAUGUCUUGGAAAUGGACGUAUGCCAUGUGAUUUUGGGAAGACCUUGGCAAUUUGACGUGGGAGUUCAUUACGACGGCCGAGCCAAUGUGUACUCAAUGGAUUGGAAGGGUUGGAAAUUACGUCUACUGUCGAGCGCACCCACCUUACCUCUGAGAGCCAAAGACAUCUCCAAACCUGCUGCCAUACACUUUGUCUCGGGAAACAAUCUUAUACGUGAAUGGCAAGAUCAGGCUCCCAUGUUUGCAUUACUUCUCACGGAGCCCAAUCCGAUUUAUGACGCGCAGAAUAGGCCGCCCGAAGUCUCUGAGUUCCUUUCUAAGUAUCGUGACGUCGUGCCGGAUGAAUUGCCUGCAGAGCUACCACCAUUGAGAAGUAUUCAACAUCAAAUAGAUUUUGCGCCGGGCGCCACCUUACCGAACCUGCCGCAUUACCGACUCAACCCCAAGGAACAGGUGAUUCUACAAGAACUGGUUGAUGAUUUACUACAGAAACAGUUCAUUCAGGUGAGCCUCAGCCCUUGCGCCGUGCCGGCCUUGCUAGUUCCGAAGAAGGAUGGAUAG
This is a messenger RNA of Dendrobium catenatum, 873 nucleotides long. RefSeq lists its product as uncharacterized. Bases 1 to 873 code for a protein of 290 amino acids. The record is from RefSeq and is a predicted model, not a curated record. Lineage: Eukaryota; Viridiplantae; Streptophyta; Magnoliopsida; Asparagales; Orchidaceae. The transcript has 2 exons.